AUGGACGUCGAGCAACAGCUUGGGAAAGAAAUCUAUGUUGAUACUCGAAAAAUACUUCGAACACUUGGCAUACAAGAAGAAGAUUAUUCAUCAUCAGCUACAAAAAUGAAUGAUGCCCUCAAUAAUUCAAGAAAAAAGAAGAAAAAUGAUUUUAUCUUACAAAAUGAUGUAAUGCAAGAAUUUGCAGGGGAUGUAGAGGAAGAUCAAGAUAGUGAUGAUGAUUCUAAUGAAAUCGAUCGUUAUAUCAAGACAAAGCUUUCUUUUUCAAAAGAUGAAACUUUAUUAGGAUGGUGGAACAAACAUUCUUUAAUAUUUCCACAACUUUCUCAAUUGGCAAAGUCUUUAAUAGUUAUGCAUGAUGGACAUUCGUCAAUUGAGAAAUGUUUUAGAAUGAAACUAAACAAUAGAAUACAGAGUAAAGAGUAA
Molecule: messenger RNA, 426 nt
Organism: Rotaria socialis
Lineage: Eukaryota; Metazoa; Rotifera; Eurotatoria; Philodinida; Philodinidae
Source: the annotation of a GenBank genome assembly